Messenger RNA from Anopheles funestus (African malaria mosquito), 8062 nucleotides. RefSeq names its product protein scabrous (gene sca). The record is from RefSeq and is a predicted model, not a curated record. NCBI's taxonomy places the organism in Eukaryota, Metazoa, Arthropoda, Insecta, Diptera, Culicidae. The transcript is spliced from 5 exons. The coding region runs from base 2239 to 4620 and encodes 793 amino acids.
AGAAUUGUGUAGAUAAACAAAAACUUUAUUCCGGAGAAAAUUCAUGCGGGAGACAUGAAAUAAUCCAUUUUUUAUUUCAAAUGUCUGUUAUUGUUCUUGUUUGAUAUAAGAAUUUCCUUCACUGAAGCAUGCACGGGAAAAGUUGUUUUGGUCAGUAGUUCGGUAGUGAAUUAUUUAUUAACUCGCUUCGCUUAUUGGAAUCGGUUUUCAUCCCUUAACGGUUAUAUGAACCGGCUUUCGUAAAUAAAAAAACAAAACUCUUGAUCAGAACAAUCAUAGGUCAUACAUGUUUACUAUCACAAUCAAUUAAAAAUAUAAACAACCACCAUUCAUUCUCUUUCAGCACAGACACACGUUCCGAUGCAUUUUUCGUUUGAAUUUUACUUUCCCAAUCCAACCAAAUCAAAGUACAACUCAAUGUUAUUCUUUCCGGUAUUUCUACCUUUUUUUCCUCUAUUUUAUGCGGUUUGAUAUCAACGUGGAAAAACCGCACCGAUCAUCAUUGAAAUAACAAUUUUCCCUACGCUUACCCUCACACAGGCACACACAAUCAUUGACCGGUAGAUAAGAGAGGAAAAAACAAAAUGUCCGUUUUUUGACAAUACCAAACGUGAAAGUCUGUUGACAUCGACAGAAAAGUACAAAAAAAACCCAAACAAACAGCAACAAUUGUGUGGAAAAGCACAAAACCGAAGCAGCAGCAUGGAAAAAUAAACUAACAAAUUUUGGUCUGGUGCUAAUUGAAAAUUUAUCAUCCACCGGAGUGUGCCGGAGCCGAACGUUGAUUUUUCCAAACUGAUGGUGUUGUUGGGAGCUUCUUUUUUGUGUGUGUUUUUUUUUCUCGCUUUAUUAUCAAAUUUAAAUGCGCGUACACGUGUGUUGGUGAAUUGCGAGAAAAGCACAAUUAUUGGAACGUUUUGUUUCUGUGACUUUGGAUGGUGAAAACUGUGUGGGGUACAACAAGAAAAAAAGCUUCAACAAUGCGCUUGAAAUACACAUAACGAGUACGAGUGGGUGGUAAAAAUGUGUUCUUAGUGAAAAUGUUCUUUACUUGAAAUAUUGAAAUAGGUUUGUGAGGGUUUAAGGCAGAAGGGGGUCGGGAACAGAAGGGUGGUAUGCGUCGUGGGAAAAUGUGGAAAAAGCUUUCGUCUUUGCACGUGCUCUGACAAAAUUUGUACGCAGACAUAUGACUGCGGAGUUGCGUUAAGCAUUGUCUGGUGUGGGUUUUCCGAGGAAAACCAAACAAAACCACCCUUCCCCCCACCGCCUCCCCUCUCCUUCCGUUCUUUUGUUUUCCACUAACCAACCUUUACCGACAAUCUUUUGUUAUUAUUUCACUUUCAUUGCAAACCUCAUCACAUCAGAACACGCGGAACAUUUACACUAGAGCGUACUUUCUUCCAUUUCGCGAUGUUGUUGCAGACGGGGGCAGAUGUAAUCGACUUUCAUCAUAGUAACCUGUGAGUUUAGAAAACUGUCAGUGCAUUUUGUUAGAGUGUGUGUGUGCUUUUCUGCGAAAUCGAAAAAGAGAGCAAAAAAAAACCAUGAGAAACAACCAAUAAAGUACGCUCUAGCCCUAUAAAUUGGCCUCCAUCCUGCUAGACACACAGCGAUGCAAAGGCGUUCGAUCGAAGGAUAAAAGCUUUAUCGGCGUGGUACGGUGUAUCGGUGUUUGCUUGUGCACUAGGUAUUUCCCUUUGCGAGGUACAGUGUAAUUCAUACCCGCGCGCGUGUGUGUUUGUGUGCCUGUGUAUGUGCAUGAGUGUUUUUAUUUGUGUAAGUUUGUGAGGAGAGUGUUUACAUAUUGCUCCAUAGUAAUCGUGCGCGCGUGUAUGUGGCACACCGUUUGCUAUGUACGUGUGCCGUUCGGUGCCGGUUUUUCGUUGCAAUUUUCGUAUCCUUGCUGGUUCACCUUACGUUCGCGUGUGAGUGUGACCCGAUAAGGCAAAGAGGAAAAGCUGCCUGGGUGCCUGGGUUUAGUGUGCGAAGCUUAACAGGUUGCACUCUCCGCUCUGUGUGUUUUUGCUGUUGUUGUUGUUCCUUUACUGCUGCUGCUGUUUUCUGCAGGGCAAUCAAAUAAAGGCGGACGCGCAACGCAAGUAAUAUUGCUGCUGCAUAUCAUCUCGUGCUUCGGGAUCAAAGCAAACAUAACAGUGAAGUGGAGCCGCAGUGUGGGAUGUGUGUGUGGGUUUUGUGUGUUGUUGAUGUUAUAAAAAGCAUUUGUUUCGGUGUGAGUGCAUGUGCUUUUCCCGUUUGUAUUACCUGCAUGGUAUAACACCUUACGCCGGUGUGGUAAAUAUAAAACAGGUGCGGAAAAGAAAUAUCCUUAACCUUGCACAACUUACGUUAGAGGCAAAAGUGUACCACGAAAAGCGCCCCAAGAUGGUGUGUUCAUUCGUGCCGGCAGUGAUUAUCCUUGGAUUAGUAUCGUUUUCCCAUUCAACUGCCCUCAAUGGUACGCCGGGCGUACCGGGCAACAGUAAUAAAGCGUCCAGUGUGAACACACCGCCUAACCGACCAACCGAACCGCGGAUGCCCACGCUGGAAGGUGUCCUGACGGCGGUACUGCCAGACGAACCGAACGCCGACAGUGAACGGUUCGAUGCGCUAACGCUCGAGGAUCAGGUGCGGCUGUUGUCGAAGCAGCUGAAUGCACUAACGUACCAGAGGCGCGAGGACUACAAGAUGCUUGAGAACAGCCUGAAAAAGUAUGUGCGCAAGAACGCGGCCGAAAUCACUGACGCUCAGAUAAGGGAGGAGUUGGAUCAGCUAAGGGAGGACGUUAAUCAGCUGCGUGAGUCUAGCUCACCGAGCAAAGAGCGGCUCACCGUUCAGUGGCUGUCACAAUCGAUAUCCGAGAUCCGUUCGGAGCUGGCGGAGCUGCAGGGUUCGUUCGGUGGAGGCUCCAAGGAUGCACAGUUCCGCAACCAGCUGCUGGAAGAUCUCAGUACGCUGCGGAGCGAAUUUAGUACGGCGAAGCUGGAGCUGGAAUCACUCCGCUCGCGGCAAGAAAAAACGGAAGUGUUGGUACGCGAGCUACAGGAGGAAGCGGUCCAGAGUGCAGAUGAUAUCCGGCGCAGUCUCAACAUGCGACAUGAAAAGGAUGGCACAUCGGCACCGAGAGAUAAAUCGAUCCUACCGCAUACGAUCGAUUUCGUCGAGCCGGAAGCGGACCAUCGGAUGCGUCAUCAGCGCUUCAUUCGGCAGCAGCUGCACGAGCUGGAGGUGAAGCAAAGCGUGAUGAAGCGACAACUGAGCGAACUGCACGGCCAUCGGCUGGCGGAUCGGUUGCGUAGCGUCGAGAUCGAACAGCGACGUCUGGCAAGCGCUAGCUUCAACGUAAGCCGCCAGAUCGUGGGUCUCGAUAAGCUGCACGGUUCCAUGCUGGAACUGCUCGAGGAUGUUGAGGCGAUACAGGGCAAGUUCGAGAAGACGGUACCGGAUAUGAGGCGAGAAAUUGCCAAGGUUGAGUUUGGUGUUGCGCAGGCCGCCUCAGAACAGGGGGUUGUGCGGGAGGAGGUACACAAUGCAGCCAAAAGCAUUCAAGCGAUGGCGGUCAGUGUGAGCGCACUGCAGGAGGAACGGGACACGGUCAAGCGGUUACAGGGUGAGGUGCACGAACUGAAGGAUGAGCUGGCAAGGAUUCGUUCCGCGUCCGUACUGCACCGGGAAAUGGCACACAAUCGGCUCGAGAAGCUUGAGGCUGGCUCGAAGUCCGAUUACAACGGUACCACUGUACCGCACCGUACACUAACCGAGCUGGAGCGUACGACCAAACUUGUCCAGCAGCUCGAAUCGGUCGAGAACGAGUACGAGUCGAUCAUCAACAAGCUGCCACGGGAUUGCAGCCAGAUCGAGCGGAUGCGUACCGCCGGUACGGCCAACCAGCCCGGUGACGGUGGUCUCUACCUGAUAGCACCGGCCGAACAACAUCACCCACUAAUGACACAGUGCUUCGGCGAGUGGACCACGGUACAGCGGCGCCAGGACGGUACGGUUGACUUUAACCGGUCGUGGGAAGAGUACGCCCAAGGUUUCGGUACACCGGCCGGAGAGUUUUGGAUCGGCAACCAGGCGCUGCACCAUCUCACGCAGGACAAUUGCUCCCGGUUGCGUAUCAUCAUGCAGGAUAUCUACGAUAACACCUGGUUCGCGGACUAUGCCACCUUCCGGAUCGAUUCACGGGAGGCCGGAUUCCGGCUGGCGCUGGGCGGGUACAGUGGUAACGCAUCCGAUGCAUUCGAGUACCAAAACCAGAUGCAGUUUUCCGCGAUUGACGUCGACCGGGACAUCUCGAAUACGCACUGUGCCGGCAACUACGAGGGUGGCUGGUGGUUCUCGCACUGUCAGCAUGCGAACCUGAACGGUCGCUAUAACCUCGGGCUUACCUGGUUCGAUGCGUCCCGCAAUGAAUGGAUUGCGGUUAAAUCGAGCCACAUGAUGAUUGCCCGCCGCCCGGAGUGUGAUGCGAAUGUGACGGAGCUACCGACGGUGGAGUCGCCGGUGACGACCGGUCUUGCUGCGGCCGGUGGUCCUUCAACGCCUUCCGAUGCGUCGAGGAGUCUGCACGGUGGUGGUUCGCGACAGUACAUCACAACAACCGCACCAACGUUCUCUUAAGUUGGGAGCCACUACUAAUAAUCCCUCCAUCCCAUGCCCAACAAUAUCGACUCAAUCCAUACGUCAUUCAGUCCCGGUACCUCAGCAACACUACUCAUCUACUCAUCGCUUUAUAUGAUCGUGACAAGAUCCUUUUAUCGCCACUAAAGCAACACUAAGCUGAGGAUUAAUUCUUCCUUUCGAUUUAGGUUUAAAUUUACAUCACGAAGAUUCGAAACUGCCCCUCAGCAAAGGUAAUCAAUCGAUAUUCGCAUUCCUUUAGUGACAAUUCCAAUCGACAUUUCUUAGUAUUUGUGCAAAAUUGUGCCCAAAAAUUGGCUAACAGAAGGAGGAAGAAAACAACCGAAAAACUCAAUUUCCCAACGUUUCGCUUUUCCCACCCCGGUUUAGAGACGUUGUGACGUAAAUGGCACAAUCUAAUUGAUGGUCUCCAUCAAAGAAAUGGGCUAGCAGUAAAAACCGCCACGGAAGUAGGCGGCCCGGUAGGACAGUGAGUGUUGCGUGAUUGAAAAGUGGAGAUUACUCCGUUGAUUGGAUUGAGGUCGCCGCACGUAUUACAUUUAUUUCUUCCUCCUACCAAAAAGUGCUAUACCCGUUCGGUUUGAAGCGACCAACGCACGAAACCAAGAAUCUAUUCGGUGAGCAUUCAUCAACGUCAGUGCAGGGAAUUUUUGGUAAAAUGUUUCACUCUUACUUUCGUUUUCGUUUUUCUUUUGCUUUUGGCUCAAACUUUUCGGCCCUUUUCCCACACUUUUCCGGCGGGUGCGUUCGAAGCACUUUCGACACUCGGCGGUUUCGCUUCGCUUGCGGGAACGCUUUCGCUCCCCUGUUUCCCUGUUUACAACUAGGCGCGGAACAAAGAUGAUUUAACGCCUCCGUGACUAUCAAGAUCAUGGCGGUGGUAGUGUGCAAUGUGAUAGAGACUGCAUCGAUCUGAUUGGCGGCUAGCAAAGUGAACACACCAAAUUACCGAACAUCAACCGAAAUGGUGGUAACAAAACGAGCGCUACACAACGUUCGGUACAUUGUCUUUUGGCUCUGAAAAGAACCGGCCAAAAAGGAAACGCCAUACGCAAAAGGUUCUUGCGGCGGUGUAGAGGAGUGUCAGAAAAAAACACUCCGUAACAGGAAAUGGAGCAUCCGGAAUGCAUUAAAAGUUUCCUGUCCAGUACCCGAACCGAGCCCAUUUAUUACUUUUUCCAAUUUUUCGCACCUCGCCUCAAGCUAGGUUGCUGUUCCGCCCUUUUUUUUGGAGGGAUCUUUAACAAGAUACUUCUAGGACUUUCAUCCAUGUGUUACCAACCAUCUGGUAAUAGGGAUUUUUUAGCCUAGAAAGGCUUUACUGUUCUUAUGGAAUGGUAUGUAUGGUUCCGGGAAUCAUUCGACCGUUAGGUGCAUGUGCACACGACAGUAAUAAUGGCUGAAAAAUUAUACCACCACCAUGCUUUUUGAGCUAAAACCCCGAUUUGCUGACGUCCCCACAGGGUAUAGUGGUACGGCAAACUAACACUAACGCCAUGUCGUUUCCCAUUCGUCUUUCCGUAACUGUCAUCGUACGGUUGGGGCCGUUUUUACGAUAAAUUAUUACACCAUCACGUUGUUCCCGUUUAUCUUACCAAACCGACGGAAUUUUUUUUUUUGAAUGUAAUUUUGAAAACGUUUCUAUAUCCUUGAUUUACUUUUAUUACGAUGUAAUAAGUACGAAUGCUCGCUCCGCUUAUACUCUGCUGGCGUUACUUUAUAAAACGUAUCAAAAGUCUCAGAAUAGUCUACAUUUAGGCGCUGAUGUAUACAUUUUUAUACCGUCGAUUACAUGCAUGUCUGAUGGGAGGAAAAAUAAAUGCAUCAAGCGAAACUAAUCGAGAACAGAAUGGAACAACACGAUAAACCAAAUACCAAAGAAUUCACGACAAAAGAAGAUACGAUUCAGUUUGCUCGACGGCCAAACCCCUCUUUUGACCUGGAACUUCUGUGUAUGAGUCGUAAAAAGGAUUAGUUUCUCAAGAGAAUUAUUUCGUUUUUAAAACACUUUCCGUAACACUGAGCAAAGAAAUCAAAUUACCAAACCGUUUCGAAAUGUAUUCUAAUUUCUUGCCCUAUUACCUUCAAUAUGAACAAUAUGCCUUAUUUACUUUCUCGAGUCGAAUUUCGUACAGAAAUCCUUCAUUCUUAGCAUAUUUCCCUUCGUUGGUAGUGUGUAAGGCCGGACAAAAACAAAUGCAACAAAAAGCUGCACAAACAAACAAUAUUUGCAUUGCAACCGGUGCAUGAUGAGUGUAUAUAAACUAAUUUAAAGAAAACAAAAUACAAACAAAACAAAUUAUAAAUCGCAAAUGUAAAAAAAAGAGAAGAAAUGCAGCAUAAAACAAAAUGAUGAUCGUGAAACAUAAUUUCAUACGAUCAGUUUAAGAAAAUGAACACAAAAACCACAAUCGUACCAAAUAUUAUUAGAACAAGCGUGGACUAAGCUGGACAAACAAGCGCGUUUCGAAACGUCUGUCAUCUUUGUCCCGAUGCAUUUCACCAGAUGCACUAGUGUUAAGUUUCGCUUUAGUUUCGAUUUUGUCAUUUAGAGAGGAUUAAUUUGCUUGCUUCCAGCGAAAGAAGUCGUAAAUGAAGGGUGUUUGUGUGUAUUGGAAGCAAAAUGGCAAAAGGAAACUGUAUCAUUAUGUGAAAAACUAUGCGAGCAGAGUGUAUUUGAACUAAUGGCAGAAUAUUUAAAUGAUUUCAUCUAGGCAUAGAAAACUAAUUUGUAAGUAAGGGUGAGCUGUUUUAGGCAAAUGAUAAAAAAAUGAAAAAAACGUUAAAAAACAAUACAAUUUGAGAAACAAAAUCAACAGACUAAGUUAUUGUAUUUACUUUUAAAAAACCCGAUUGUCUUUUACUCGAUGCAUUGUAAAUAUGGAUCCCUUCAUCUUGCACGAUGAAGUAGCAGCAUUUCAGAAUGGGACAUAAAACACGCGUACCGUGUACGGAACGCAAACAUUGCGGUGUAAAUGGACCGUUGGCUCCAGAAAUUUAUGAUAGGAAACAUAAUAUUAAUGAGCGCUAGCUAAUUAACUCAGCAUCUGAACGCAGACACACAGCAUCCCCCCCCGGAUCCUUCUUGACUUCUAAAUAGAUACAAUUUGUGCGUAAAAGUAGUGAACAUCCAUCACCAUCAAAAAAAGUAAAAAAAACAUACAUCAGCACUCACAAUACCAUUAAGCAAGCGAGAAAGAAGUAAAGGAUGACAAAAGCAUAAUAAAAGUUUCGAAGACAAAAAAAAAACAAUUUAAGGGCACUAACGUCAUCAAGUGAAACAAACGAUAGUAAUUUUGCAGCCCUACAACACUGUGACAGCCGAAAAGCAUAAAUCAACAUACAAACAAACACAUGACAAGGAUAUAAUUGUAAGGAAACUGUAACAAUAAAAAAGCUAUCGAACUUUUUCUAAAAUUAA